Messenger RNA from Python bivittatus (Burmese python), 3950 nucleotides. It is a transcript of the gene MRPL14, whose product is annotated as mitochondrial ribosomal protein L14. Gene Ontology annotation, biological process: translation. Gene Ontology annotation, cellular component: ribosome; mitochondrion. Gene Ontology annotation, molecular function: structural constituent of ribosome. The record is from RefSeq and is a predicted model, not a curated record. Lineage: Eukaryota; Metazoa; Chordata; Lepidosauria; Squamata; Pythonidae.
GCGCCAGAUCGCCAGGAACCCCGAGCAGCAACGCCGCCGCUUCCAUUGUUCUAUCGCAAGGCAGAGGGAGGGAACAACAACGCUCAGCCGCAGAUCUCCCGGCUUCUUAUUGGAAUCCUGAUGGUUCUUUUGUAUCGGUACCUGGGGUUGGCUCUUCCCCAGAUCAGCAGUGCGACAAAUAAACGAUAUUUCAGCCUCAGCAGUGUGUGCAGUUACAUCCAGAAGAUGACUCGUGUGCGAGUGGUUGAUAACAGCACCUUGGGAAACACACCAUAUCGCCGACCUCCAAAAUGUAUCCACGUCUACACUAAAAAUGGUGUGGGCAAAGUGGGUGACCAAAUCCUUCUGGCUAUCAAAGGGGAAAAGAAAAAGGCAUUAAUUGUCGGGUGCAAGUUUCCUGGGCCUCGCAUGACUCCUCGGUUUGAUUCUAACAACGUGGUGCUCAUUGAAGAUAAUGGGAACCCAGUUGGAACACGAAUCAAAGUUCCCGUGCCUUCUCUGCUGAGGAAGAAAAAAGAAUUCUCCAAAGUGUUGGCCAUUGCCUCCAACUUUCUCUGACAAGCAAGGGGCGUUGUGUGACAAGCAAAGGGACGUUGUGGGACAGGCUCUUGAGCUGCAUUUCUCUUUUCCUUCCCAGAAUUGAGGAAGAAGAAUUUGAAAAAAGUGGGAUGUGUGUGUGUGAAGGCUUUGUAUCUGUAUAGAAAUUAAAAACUUUUUCCUAAGACAUCUUUGGGGAAAGACGCUUUCCAUUCUUUUUUCUAGCUUAAUUAAAGAUAGAGGGUUAAUAACUUUUGUUUUGAUUGAUUUAUGCUUUUGAAAGAGGUAGUACAGGAGAAAGCAAAGGACUGGAAAUGUGAGAGGACCAUUCAAAGGGUCAACAGAUUUGGGCAGCUGUUGUUCUCUAUUAAUCUCCAGUCAUUUUUGUGGGUUUUUUCUUUCGCAGUUUUAUUCUGUUAAAACAUUCUAUAUUUGCAUUGUCCACAUUCCAACCAGGAAUAACUUUUAAAAUAAAUUCCAGCAUUGUUUUGUGUUAUUGAUAAAGACAAAUAAAAAGGAACUAGCACAUAAAAGAAUGUCAUAAACGAUAUUACUAUUCCUGUUUCUCUCUCUUCCUGGCUUUCUUAGAAAAUACCUUACUUUACUCUUAUUAUGAGGUUCCUCACUAUGAUAUUUUUUUCUGUCAUGUUAUAAUUUCUUCCUUUGCAUUUUUAAUAUUUGUCUUCCCUCUUUGUUUUACAGAUAUUUUCUAUGUUCUGAACUAAAUAUCCAUGAUUUGGAAUUUCACUAACAGAUGUGGAGAAUACAGGUCACCUAUUUAUCAAUGGGUUAAACAUUAUUUGCUUUUUUCAGUGUUGGGAAUAAUGUAUUUUUAAUUUAUUUGUAAGAUUUCUAUCUUACCUUUCCUCCAGGAGCUCAUGGUAGCAAACAUAGCAUGUCCUCCUCCCAUUUCCCCCCACAACAACAGUCUUGUGAGAUAGGUUGGGCGGAGAGUGAGCGUGUCACUUGAAAUCCCUCAGUGAAUUGCUAUGGCUGAGGGGGGAACUGAAGCUGGCUCUCCCAGAUACAAGUGCAGGGCUUUUACCCCAACACCACCCUGUCAUUUAUGGGUGGCAGUUUAAAUAAAUACAGUGUAAGAAAGAGCAUGUUGUGUGCAUUGCAGUGUUGCUUCCCCCAGACUGGUGCUCUACAGAUAUGUUGUGCUGCUACCCUAUGAUAACCAUUAUGCAGGGUGCUGGUUUGGGGUGAUGGGAAUUGUAGUCCACUUGGGAGGUGCUGGAUUGCAGAAGGCUUCUGUGAUGCCAUUUCAAAAUUAAAUCCUGGUACCGUGUCAAUCUUUCUGGCCUUCAUAAGUUAUGAGACCUUAGGAUAUUCAGGUUCCCCAUCUUCCAUCAGGGUGGUUUCCUGUUGCUCAGUCCUGUGUCUUUCUGUGCAGUCCUUGACAAAUAAACCCCAGUUCUGUAUUGAUAAUUCUGUAUUGGCCCUGGAUAAAUUAGGGACAGUGAAUAAAUCCAAGUACAGUAUACAGAUCUCGUGAGUGAGAAUGUUGUCUCUGUGUUGUUGAUGAAUGACUUCUAGGAGAUACCGCUGUGCAAAGCCUUGAUUCCGCAUUCUGUUUUACUUUGAUGCAGAAAGUACAGUAUAGACAAAAUAAUCACGGCAAAUAAUCUGGAUUCCCACAGCAUGGAAGUGUACUUAAUGCUUUGCCAUUCUGCCUGCUGACUGCCGUUCCUAUAUCAAGUAUACUUUCUUAAGAAAGCUUUGAAAUAGUGAACAUUUAAAUCCUUGGUUGUUCCCCAGUAAUAUUCAGGCUCUGUGUAGCUCCUCCAAAGGAUGUAAGGUCUGAAAUGGUAGAAAAAAUGUAAGGUAGUGGGAAAAAUAUGUAGGAGGUGCAGUAUUUAGCAUUUUAAAAGCAAAGUUAACAUGUAAGAAAUGAGAGUGAAAAUCCUUAGUUGGUUUAGUCUGUGGGGAGCAUUGAGGUUUUUUUUUUCUCAUUGUGCCAUCUUGUGGCAAUCCUUGUGCAUGUGCUGCUGGCUUGAUUUCAGGGAUUUUAUUUGUUGAGAAAAGUUCCUCAGUAUUGAAUAUAUGUAAAGUGUUUUUAUUCCCCUCUAUUAACAGUGAAUACUUAAACAAGCAAUUGUCUGAAAGGAACAAGGACAAAAAUCACAGAGUUCCCUUUUACUUAGGUGAUCAAAUUGGUACCAUUGCUGGUGGCUGUUGUAUUUGCUCCAGUAAAGUUAAUUGUCUCUUUUCAAGUCAGUUGCAAUAGUUCUCUGGAAUUAUUACAUAUCUUAAACAUAUUGUAAAGGAAUAUAGAGCAGACCUUGGGGAAGAUAUGAAUGAGCCAUUUAGGAAGGAUUUAUAAAAAAGAUUGCACAGCUCAGAGUUUGAAGGAAGCCUGAGAAAGAAAGUCAAAAUAAUCCCUCCCUGGGUUCCUAUACUGUAGUCUCAGAAGGGACAAAGGGAAACUUGGACAGGCUUUCAAGAUACUGUUAUUACACCCCAUAACAAUAGCAUCCCUGGAAUCUCUAUGGUGUCUGUUUCUUGACCUGGCCUACCUUAAAGGGCUGACUUCAAUUUUGAAACUCAUGUAUGUUCACUGCUCCUCUUACUAGUACAUGCCUUCCAGUUAUAAGCUGUACUAUGCAAAGAGAUUGUACAACUGUGCUCAGAAUCUAAUUAUGGGAUGGAAGCUGGGCCAUGUGCUAUAAACUGCAGUACAAUAGACUGCAGAGGAGAAAUCUGCCUACCUCCAGGUUUGAUUGUUAAUGUUUUAGUAACUACUAAAUAUCUUGAUUCUCUCUGUCUCUUGUCAGUGAAUUGUAUAAUUCUGAUUUAAGCUGCAGCUUUCAUGUUCAAGCUUUGGCUGGUUCAUUUUCUGCUGAUUCAGAGCAGAAAUUUAUGUUAAAAUACAUAGUUUAGCUCAACGUUACCUCUAAGCUGAAAAUCUUUUAGCCCAAAAGAUUCUGAAUUCUGCUGCCCUUUAAAAAAUGCCUGUAAAACCAAUAGCUCCAGCUGAAGCUGGAGUUCUUCACCCAGUGACUUGGUAGUCAGUUCCACUGAACUUGGCAGUGCUUCUUUCUGAGGAGAUGUACAUGGGAUUUUGCAAUUUAAUUUAGGGAUAUCACAAUGUAUUGUGUCUAGGUAAACAUCAGGGCUACUGUUCUAAAGGUGAAAGACUGACAAGAAGGACUCCUGGUGAAUUGUAUCCAUGCAAUUUUCUUGAUAGUGUUAUGCAUGUGGCUUGUCUUUGCCUUGUUUUGGGAUUUUAUUCUGGGAUUUUCCAAGUCUAACCAACAAUGCUAGAAUUCCCAGGUGGUUCCUCAUCCCCUGACCAGGGCUGAACUUGUUUAGCUUCUGAGAUCAGCCAAGGAUGACUCAGUGGCUCCAGUUGUUGAGGCAUACCAUCAUGUAGUGUCUGUGCUCAUUCAUAAGGAACUUUGACUUCUCAU